Messenger RNA from Aspergillus vadensis CBS 113365, 825 nucleotides. RefSeq names its product class I SAM-dependent methyltransferase. The record is from RefSeq and is a predicted model, not a curated record. The coding region runs from base 1 to 825 and encodes 274 amino acids. The transcript is spliced from 3 exons. NCBI's taxonomy places the organism in Eukaryota, Fungi, Ascomycota, Eurotiomycetes, Eurotiales, Aspergillaceae.
AUGCCAGAUACGUACAGCAAGAAUAUGCCUCGCAAUGAGGCAGAGGCAGAAAGGCUCAAUGAGCAAUUCGACCUGACAACCCAGAACAUCGGAUACCUUAUACACCCGAACAUUAGUGCAGCUCUACUACCAACCUCCCGCAUCGCUGACAUUGCCACUGGUACCGGUAUCUUUCUGCAGAAAGUCGCAGAAAUCUAUCCCGAGGCGACCUUACAUGGCUCCGACAUCUCGACUGCUCUCUUCCCUCCAGCAACCACCCUGCCACCAAACGUACAGCUCUUUCCACUUGACGUGCUCGAACCCGUUCCGGAACACCUGGUCGGCACUUAUGACCUUGUCCACGUGCGCCUUAUAGUAGCCGGCCUGCUUCCAUCUAGCUGGAGCGGAGUAGUGAAGAACCUAUGCCGCCUCCUGAAGCCCGGUGGUGCACUGCAGUGGGAGGAGUGUAAUUUUGGCAGUGCAUGGCAUUUGCGUGGCGGAGAAAAUACAACCUGCUCUGCAGCACGACGCUUAAGCAAAUUAUUUAGGGACGGCAUAGGUGAACAGUUACGGCACGGAUGGGACUCUUUGGACAAUAACAUGCUCUCUGCUGGGCUUGUCAAUGUUGGCCAUGAUAUGGUUAGCUCUGACAGGAUUCCUGGGACGCGCAAGGCCGUUUCGAAAAAUGGCAUGGUUGCUCUAAUAUCGUUUGCGAGGAAACGAGGUGGCAUUCCCCCAGAAGAGCUCGAGUCCGUUGUUGAGCAGGCUUAUAAGGAUAUCGAUUCGGGAUGUUAUGUUCGCUACGAUACGCACAUCUUUUGGGGUUUCAGGCCCAAGAGUUCGUAA